GCACGUAUGUAGGAGAACUCUCAGUCAGCGAUCGCACCGGUACCACAAAACAGUGCUCUCAUCAAAUUUUUAAUUAAUCCAUCCACAUUGCAAAACCAAAAUAAAAACCCAGUGAAAAUGAAGACCCGAAGGAAAAAAAAGUUAAUUAUUAUUGUUAAUGUUAAAGAACUGGAGAUAGAGGGCCAAACUCAUUUAGAAGACUUUCAUUCACAAAUCAACGUCAAGGACGAUAAGGAUCCGAAGAAAAGGAUGUGUAUAUAAUUAUUUAUAUUUAAUACAAUACUGUGUGAAUUGAAGAGCAAAAGUAAAUGAUCCGGAAUCUAAUUAAUUCCGCGUUGCACGGUACUUGAUUGUAUAAUUAUGCAGUGUCGGUGUUUGCUGAAGCUGAACAAAUUUGCUGAAAGCAUUUUACUCUUCACUCCAUGAAGUCUUGUCUUGAGAAGCAGAGUGCAUUUCAUCGCGCGAAGUGACUCGAGUGUACAAAGCAAAAUCUGCAUCUUAAUUUUAUUUAUAAAAGAAAUUAAGAUCCUCAUAAACAUAUAAAUGAGUUCUAAAUAGAUUCAUAAAAAAGCGGAGGUGAAAAUGAAACAUUGUGAAUGAAACAUGAAAAGAAAGCUGAGAAAAUAUAAUUGCAAAUAAUAGAGACAAUGUCUAGGAAGAUAUGAUAAAUCAACUUUCCUUCUGAUUUAAAUUCAUUCAUGACAUGUGACAAAGAAAAAAAAAGUUGAGUCAGUUUGCAAUUGCUGGUGCUGGAGUUGCAGAUAUUUCAGCGAGCUCAGCAAUAAAUCAAAUUAAACAAAAAAAGUGUUUUGUUAAAGUGUAACGAAAGCUAGAGCGGUGAUGUAAUUGUGGAGGAAUGACUGGAAUAUUGGAAAAGUCACUUCUGGCAAGUACCAGAUGAAUCCAAAAACAGUGAGUUAGUAUUAGUGAGGAAGUGAAGUGUAAUCCCUCGAAAUGUGUAUUAAGUACUAGAUAAAUCAGUGAAAUGCGGAAACCCCGAGAAAAUUACGGUGAUUAACUUUGUGUAAAAGUUUUAAAAAAGGCGCAAAAUAGCGUGAAAAUCAGACCGUAGAAUAUGGUUUGGCAAUUGGUUCCGAUUCGGUCUAAAUUUAUGUAAGAGUUUAGAAAGGCUUUAAAGUUCGAAAGUUCAGUGAUGGUCGAUACCGUAAUGUGAAUUCCUUCGUGGAAAAUUAGUUUCCACUUUUUUCCUUUUUCAUUUAACCCUAUUCUUCGCUCCAGGAAGUGCAGCGCAACGGUCAGGCCGCAAAGCCGCAUGACCUGUAAUUAUGAGAGUGUAAACACUGCUAUAAGUGCAAACAUCACAUGUCUAGUAACAAUUUUUUUUUUUUUUCAAAGAAGUAUUCAAAUAUAUAAACUGGUCAUGACCUCGGGUCCGAGGUCACGUGAUAGUGCAACGGUGUAAUGUGCAAGAAUGCUGUUCACUCACUCACGUGUUUUGCAAGAAACUUGACGAUGAGGAUGAACCGUUAAUUUCAAGUGUAUUACAUUUGAUCUCGUAAAUAAAAUAAAAAGAGAUCAGAGAAAGGUAAAAUGGGAAACUCGAGAUCGCAGCCUUCAAGGCGGAGCAAAUCGCAGUAUUUGCUCUACCUUAUCAACCGGACUUGGAGUGCAGUGGUGGAUGCGAGAACUAAACAAGAUCAUUUUGCGGAUACCGACAGAGAUACCGAUUUUUCAUCGAGGUGCAGUGGUUGCAAAAGAUGCACUUAUCAGCAGGACAGCCUUACCUUCGACAGCGAGUCGGAUAUGGCUCCAAAUGCAGAGGAGGAGCUGCUUGUCGUCAAGCCCAGAGGAUUACAACCAGAAAAGGAACGGUUGCGGCCUCCUACUUAUAAUGCAGAGGACUAUGCCAUAGCAUUGAGAAGAUGGGGGAGACGUCCUCUGGGACCAACUCAAGAUUCUCAAGGAACUUUGCCCUCGACGAAAAGUUCAAGUUCCGGUUAUGCAUCCGGAAGUGGAGAAAUGACGCUGAGGCAAUUUACUUCCGUGAGCGAACUUCUCAACAAACUCAGAGCUGACCUUCGACUCGCAUUUCCAAGUUUCGUCCAGGAAUUUGGAUCACCGCCAGCGGAUGGAAUCACUUUACUGCUGGAGACCCUGAGAGGUGUUCAAUUGGCGCAAAAUUCGCCACCUUCGGGCCAAUCUGGUCCACGCGUUGGUACCAGAAGGGCCGCUUUGGACGAGUUGGGAUGUGUCGAGUGUUUAGCAGCCUGUAGUGAAAGAUGCGCUGACGCUCCCAGACUUUUGGUCCAAGCACAGCCAGGAUUACUGGCUUUGGCUGUCUGCCUAACAAGCAGUCUAAACCGGUCCAGAGUUCUGGCAUUACAGCUUUUAACAAAAGUGUGCCUGGCACCUGGCGGACAUGCAGCCGUUUCUGAAGCGGUAUCAACUUUAAGACUGAGAUAUGCUGAAGGUGGAAGAUUUAGGUUCUUGGCUGGAGCUUUAUUGGCACCCAGAGCUGCGAUGGCAUUAAGAGUGGCCGGAAUUUCAUUCUUGAAUGCCUUUCUCAAAUCUGCUCCUCGAACACAAACCAGGCUAUAUAUUCAGGCAGAAGCAUGCGAAGCAGGAUUUGAGCCUCAAAUUUUACAAGAAUGGCUGAAGGAAAUCGAUGGACACGAGGAAGACACCUUAGCAGAUAUUUUACACAAAGAAGUUCAAAAAUGGACGCAGAACUGCGUAGACGUGGAAGCUCUUCAGAGAAGAGUCGCUCGAUCUGAAGAAACCUGUCGAAUCCUCAGCAAAAAGGUGACCCUUCUCCAAAACCAGUUACAAAAACUCCAGCUGGAAAAGAUGAACAACUACAAUCAGGAUCUUCAAACAAUUGAAAAAACUUCGAAGAAAAAACACUCCUCGAAUGCUGAAGAUGAAGGUAUCAGUUCUUCAGAAAGGUCAAGCAGUCCCGAAGAUCUCAAAGAUCGUCAAACUUCUCCAAAAAUUGGAUCAAUGCCGGACAAUGAUCAAGAAACUACGAUUGACGACGUAAUCGAAGAACUAAGAAUUAUUGUCAAAGAUGCCGAAGAAGAAUACGAAGACAGAAAGCAAAUUCCAGAAUCGGAAAAUAGUUUACAAAAGAUCUCAAAUACCAGUUCGAAACGUUCUUCAAACAAAACUGAAGUUGAGACCUUCGUUUAUGAUAAGAAAGGAAGUUUGAUGAAUGCGGAAAUGAAAGAAAGUGGAAAAGGUCAGAACUCGAAAAAGAAUCAGGUGACAUAUUUUGGUGCUGAUUGCGACAAUUCGAGAAGAGCUAGUUCUCAACAGUCUGGGAGGAAUUCCAAAUCGUCGGCUGAAGGAGGCUUGAAAAUAGUUGUGAAAGGAUCGGAAGUUGAGGACGCAAUCGUUCCCGCAAUUUUGCAUCCUCAACCUCCAAGAAGAACUCCACCCUGUUUGUCAGUGAUGCUGGCAGUCAGGAAUUGUGAUUUCGUAGACCAUGUUUAUAAUUCUCACGAUGAAGAAAUUGAAGAAGAGACUCUUGGUGAUGGUAGCGACUCACUUCUAAGUGCUUCCAGACUUAAGUAUAAUGAUGGAAAGGAAAAUUUGCAACACUUUCCAAUCAAUCCAAUCAAGGUUCCAGGGAAUUUGGAUGAUUUGAGGAAACUUAAUGAUUUGAGGAAAUUUGAUGAUUUGAGGAAGUUUGAUGAUUUGAGAAAGUUUGAUGACGAUGAAAGGAGGGAGAGAAGAACAGCAAAAAACUUCGCGAGUUCGUUGGGUUCAAACUCGAAGGCGGCUUCGGAUCAACCAAUGAUUGGGAAUCAUUUGGAGUAUAAGCAAUUUGAAUCCACUCCCAAAUUUGAGAAUGGUUUGACGUUUUUUGGCUCGGGUCAGAAUCAGAAACAAAAUCAUAGAUAUAGAAGCGAGGUAGAGAAAAGAAAGUUCAUGAGACGGGCAGCGAGUCAGGAUUUUCUGGAGUCCAAUAAUUCGAGUCCUCAUUCUCGAAGGUCGGGCAGCAGAAUAGAAGGGAAAAUUCGAAAAUUUGAGAGUCUUAACUCGUUUGAUGAGCGCCACAGUCUUCAGAAUUUUUCUAGGUUCACUGAAGAAAAUUCCAGUCCAAGACACAAUCAGCCAUCCUAUGAAGACUCGAGACAGAAGAUGCGACGAUCAGAAUCCUUCCACCACGUCUCGCACGUAGCGAGAAAGGAUCAGUGUUCGUCCCGAGGAGGAAGUGACAGUGGCGUCUUCUACGUCACCGACUACGACCUGGAACCACAGUUGACACGAGCUUUCCAAGACGUUCCAGCAUCUCCAAAUAGUCAUCUAACCAAAUCCCUCGACAGGAUAGACGAGGGUCUCGACUCCAUAGUGGACAUCGUCAUCACCGAAGAGAAACAACAUUGGAAUAUGUUAGGGCGCCUCGCCCCGGAGAAAUCCUCCAAAUCCCGGACGAGAUCCGAGGAAAAGAAAACAGUUCAAACCAAGCAGAAGCCGAAUCCAAAUCAGGAUCAGCAUCAGAGUAGAAGAGAGCUGAAGAGCGACGAGCUUUAUAACGGCUACGGCGACAAGCAAUUAAGAAACGACGAGUUGUACGAACUGGAUCAGAGGCAGUGGCAUCAUCAGCAGCAGCAAAUGCAGCAGGAAGAGGUGAAUGGAUUGAGGAAGUCGCAUCGUUCGGAAUCACCCGAUGACAAGCUCGCGAUGCCUGAGUCAAGAACAGGUUCGAGGCCUGAUUCUUUCAGUUAUGAGAAAACAAGCAAGUUCUCUGUCAGGCCCAACGAGUCCGGGAUUUUUGCCGGAAGGCCAUAUGACGCUUUUGGUCUCGGGAAAAACCGGUUCAAUGCCGGGAAAUACUCGGGGAAUCAUUUAUCUAAGGAGAACGUUGGUGGGGUGAGAAACUCCACUUCCUCGGUCAUCACCAAGCAUGGAAAAGUCACCGACAUCCUUUCGGGUUUGUACUAAUUGCAGACCCUAACUCGAUCUCCCGUCGGUACUAAAGGAAUAGUAGAAAACGCGAGAAGUUGGAAUUCAAAUUAGAAGUUUUCAACUAGUCCUGAGUCAAAUUCGACUAAUCUGAUUCGAUACCUUCAUGUUGAAAAAAUCAAUCUGUAGGUCCAAAAAUGACCAGUCUGGCGUUGGUCCUUUAAACUUACAACACUCAUUUUUUUGCUCCCUUGCUUUUUAUUGCACAUACGCGGCAAACACAGACAGGUUUGGUAAUUAAUAUUUUCUGGCUUAUUAAAUUAUUUACAAUUAGUUUGAAUUCGCAUUGGAUUCUUUGAAUUCUUCUGAAUUCUUAUAAUUACUUUCCAUUAAUUUAAACUUUGGGGUUUUUAACAUUCUCCGGAGUUCCUUGAAUUCCUUUAAUUAUUUGGAACUCCUUUAAAUCUUUUAAAUUCUAGGAAUUCUUCUGAAUAACGAGGAUUCUUCUGAAUUAACAGAAUUCUUUUUAAUUCCUCUGUAUACUUUGGAAUAGAUUGAAGACUUUUAAUUCCAUAAAUUGUCUACAAUUUUCCUCUUAAAUUUCCAGAAUUCCUAUAUUUCUUCAAUUUUCUUAAAUUCCCUGAAUUUUUCUGAAUUCUCGCAAUACUUCUGCACUCCUCUGAAUUAUCUAAAUGUCCUAAAUUCUUCGGAAUUUCCAUUGUCUGAAUCCCCUGAAUUUCAUAAAUUCUCUCAAGUCCUCGUUUUCUCUGAAUUCGUUUAAUUCGCUGAAUUCCCUGCAAUCUCCGAAUUCCCUAAAUUCAGAGAAUUCAGAUAAUUUUCUGAGUUUUCUGAAUUAUCUGCAUUCCCUGAAUUCUCUUAAUUCCCUGAAUUCUCUGCUAUUCUCUGAAUCUUCUGUAUUCUCCGUAUUUCCUAACUAUUCUAAAGUCCUUGAAUUCCGUAAAUUUUCUGAAUUCUCUGAUUUCCGUGCAUUCGCCGAAUUCCCUGAAUUCUCUGUAUUUCCUAAAUACUCUAAAAGUCCUUGAAUUCCGUUAAUUUUUUGAAUUUCCUGCAUUCUCCAAAUUCCCUUAAUUCUCUAAAUAGAGAGAAUGCAGAGAAUUUCCUGAGUUCUCUGAAUUCUCUGCAUUCCCUGAAUUCUCUUGAUUCCCUGAAUUUUUGGAAGUCCUUGAAUUUCUGGAAUUCGCUGAAUUCUCUGCUAUUCUCUGAAUUCCCUGAAUUAUCUGAAUUCUCUUAAUCCUCUGAAUUCUUUUUAUUUCCUAAAUACUCUAAAGUCCUUGAAUUCCGUAAAUUUCCUGAGUUCUCUGAAUUCACUGCAUUCCCUGAAUUCUAUUCAUUCACUGAAUUCUCGGAGAUCCUUGCAAUUCUGGAAUUCACUGCAUUCUCCUAAAUACUCUGAACUCCUUGAAUUCCGUGAAUUCUCCGAAUUCCCUAAACUCUCUGAAUUCCAUGAGUUCUCUGCAUUCUCUGAAUUAUCUAAAUUCUAUGAAUUCCCUGAAUUCUUCAAAUUCCCUUAAUUCUCUGAAUUUACAGAAUUCAGAGGAUUUACGGAAAUCGCUGAAUUCUUUGCUACUGUUUGAAUUCCCUGAAUUCUUUUGAAUUCUUUGGAUUCUCAGAAUUAUUCGAUUUCUGUCAAUUCUUUGUUUUUUUUUUUAAUUCCCUGACUUUUCUGCAUUUUCUGAAUUCCUUAAAUUUUCGGAAUUCUCGGAAAUUCACGGCUUUAUUUAAAAUUUGUGAAAUCCUUGAAUUCUCUAAUUUCUUAUAUAUUCCUAAUUCCAUAGUUUCUCUCAAUUAUAUGAAUUCAUUCUCUGAAUCCUAAGAAUUCAUUCAAUUCUUCCGAAUUCCUUUGUAUAUUUUGCAUUAAAUUAUCUCAAAUUCCCUACAUUUUCUUAAAUUAUCAAGUGAAUUUAAUUUAAUUCAAGUUUUAAAAUAAUUCUUACAGCUCGAGAUAGAUUUUUUUAAACAUGGAUGGAUCGAAUUACUAGUUGAUCAAUUUUUAUUAAUUUACUGCUGAAAUAGCAGUAAGUACCAAAAAAUUUCAAAUAAAGUUCUGUUUUAGCUGGACUUUUUUGGGACCUAUUUUGAACCGUUUUUGGUACUUACAUUCAUUUCAUUUUACCAAUAUUUUCUUGGGGCACAAGUUCUAUGAAUAACUGUAAAAAAUUGAAUGAAAGUCAAAAUUUACUGAUUUGCAGUCAAUUGCGACUGAAUAAAAAAUUCCGAUUUAACGACUGACUUUUUAUUGACUUUUAAUGACUUUUUAAACCAGUCAAUUUGACUUGUUGAUGAAAUCAGUCACUUUAAUUGAUCCAGUAUAGAAGUAACUUUCACUAGUUGAAUCAGUGAUUCUUAUUGAUCUAAUCUGUCAAUCUCAUCGACUAAAUCAGUCAAUAAUGGUGAAUUUUUAUCACUUAUUCAUAUGUAGGAAUUUAACGAAGAAUUUUAAUUAAAAAAUAAUUUCAAUAUUUUUUUAUAACAGACUAAUCAGUCAACAAAUAUUGACUGAUUCAUCUGUUACAAUGACUUUUUUCAGAGUGUUCUUCAGUCAAAGCAUGACUGAUUGAUUCAGUCAGACAAAUUUCAACAGAUUUAAAUGUAUAUUAUAUUUUUACUCGACAUUUCCCAAGAAGCUUUUAAAAAAAUAAAACUCAAAAAAGUAGCAAGAAAGUAGGAUAGUUUAAAACCUCUAAUUAAAAGACGAGACGUCAAAAAUCGUCCACAUAGUAUUACAAAAUCAAUUUAUACAUACGGGUGCUAGAAAGAUUUCCUUACUCUCUUUCAGUUUGUUAUUUGUGUAUGAAGGGAAAAAAAUGUAAUUCGUGACUGAUUUGUAAAAUAAGAAAGUUUAACGGAAAUGUUCCGCAUGCUUUACGCAGGCUUGUGCUAUAAUCAACUUUUUGCAGGACAAUUACGUGAUCCUUCACAAAACACUUGCUCAAGAUGCAUUAAUUUUUUGUCAAUAAGAAAAUCAAAAUGUUCCUGGCUUCCCUUGAUAAAUAAAUCAACGAGAUAACAAGUGCAAUAUUUAUAUAAUAUGUCUGAAACCCAUAUAUUAUCUAUAACUGAUUAAAUUCCCUAACUAAUUAAAGAUCUUUUUCUAAAGUUUCUAAUUUUAACUAACAUUUGAUAAAAACUAUUUGUUAUUGAUCGGUGAUAUUUUUCGAAAUAAUCUACCUCGCCAGUUUUCAAUUUUGAUACAAAAUUAAUCAUUAUAAUUCUGAUAAAUAUUUAGUUUUAGUUAUUAAUAAAGAUUUUAGUUAUAAAUUACUACUAAAACUAAAAGACUGCUGUUGAAUUUCUUUAAAAUCACUACUAUCGUUUAAAUCCUUAAUUAUAGCGAAAAUCAGAAAUUUUUCAUGAUUCCUACUGAUCUAAACAUUCGAAGGUUUUUAUGAAUUCUGUUAAGGUCUUAGAAAUUUUAUCUGUAUAAUUUUAUGUGUAUAAUUGUACUUUAGAGGUAAGGAACUAUUAUCGAAUUAGGAUUCAAGGAAAAACGGCCACACCAGCAAUAAAUGUUAUGCUUAUAAUUUAUUGCAAUCUGGUAUAACGCCUGCGUUAACAGUUUUUUUUAUUGCUCUGGUGAUAAUAUGUAUGUAAUAUGUUGUACUAAAUAAAGAAUUUUGUUUAUUAAAA
This is a messenger RNA of Belonocnema kinseyi, 8517 nucleotides long. RefSeq lists its product as uncharacterized. Gene Ontology annotation, biological process: cell migration; regulation of cell shape; cortical actin cytoskeleton organization. The coding region runs from base 1552 to 4908 and encodes 1118 amino acids. The transcript has 9 exons. The record is from RefSeq and is a predicted model, not a curated record. Gene Ontology annotation, molecular function: actin filament binding; small GTPase binding. Gene Ontology annotation, cellular component: cytosol. NCBI's taxonomy places the organism in Eukaryota, Metazoa, Arthropoda, Insecta, Hymenoptera, Cynipidae.